Molecule: messenger RNA, 558 nt
Organism: Tarenaya hassleriana
Lineage: Eukaryota; Viridiplantae; Streptophyta; Magnoliopsida; Brassicales; Cleomaceae
Exons: 1
Coding region: 1-558 (185 amino acids)
Source: RefSeq, a predicted model, not a curated record
AUGCCGUUUGGACUUACUAAUGCAUCUGCAGUUUUUAUGGAGUUGAUGAACACAACAUUCAGGGAUUAUUUGGACGAGUUUGUUAUAAUCUUCAUUGAUGACAUCCUUGUGUAUUCCAAAUCUCGUGAGGACCAUAUGAUACAUUUGGAGAAGGUGUUGGAACACUUAAGGAGAGAAAAGUUAUACGCAAAACUGAGUAAGUGUGACUUUUGGAUGCAAGAGGUAGGAUUUUUGGGGCAUGUGGUGUCUGCGGAAGGAGUGAAAGUAGAUCCAUCCAAAGUGACAGCUAUAGUUGAUUGGGUGAGGCCGUCUAAUGCCACAGAGAUUCGAAGCUUCCUCGGAUUGGCUGGAUAUUACAGAAAGUUUGUAAAGGGUUUUGCCAACCUAUCUAAGCCAUUGACGAGAUUGACGGGAAAGGGUGUGAAGUUUAAAUGGGACGAAAAAUGCGAGACAAGUUUUGAAGAGUUGAAGAAGCGUUUGACAUCAGCUUCUAUUUUGGCAUUACCAAAGCCCGAAAAACCGUUUGUGGUGUAUAGUGUGCCUCUCACCAAGGGCUAG